Molecule: messenger RNA, 1233 nt
Organism: Guillardia theta CCMP2712
Lineage: Eukaryota; Cryptophyceae; Pyrenomonadales; Geminigeraceae
Exons: 9
Coding region: 1-1233 (410 amino acids)
Source: RefSeq, a predicted model, not a curated record
AUGUCUUCUUCGCGUCCUGUCUCGGCCAAGCGGGUGGGACAUCCGCUGCCCGAAGAGAUAGUCGUCAGCAAUCAUCUCCAGCCUAGAAAUGCCCGGGAAGCAGAGACAAGGGCUCGCUUUCGGUUUCAAGAGGCUGUGGGGGCUUCGCUUGCGGCUCUCGUGCUGAUGGGGAUCGGCAUCGGUCUGUUUGCUGUCUGGGCUAACACCUACCUCGCGCCCUUGGGAACCUACUACGAGGCUGCUUGCCUUGUGCUGAACUCCACACAAGUUGUCAUCACUGACGGCUACAUGCGCGAGCCGCUGUACCGAGCUGAGGUCUUGCUCAGCAACAAGGUCUUGUGCUACUUGCUCAGACAGUGUCAGGUGUACGUCUACGUCUUCAACACAAGCGAGACCUCCUGCUGCUGUCCCAACGUCUUUGGAAAGCAGCGCUGUGGAGAGUGGGAAGCAAUCGCGUACGACAACAUCGACGAGAGCUACACGUCUGGAAGCAAAGCGUCUUUCUUGCGAGAUUACGGUCACCCCGACACCUAUCACAAGUGCUGGCAUUCCCCAGGCAUCGAUAGUCAUAAAGUCAGGCAGACGAGAACUGAGUUGUUGUACUUUGCGCAAUCUUCGAUUCGCAAAUUCAGUGCUUACAGAACAUCAGUGUACUACGUCGACAAGUUCAAAGGGAGGCUGAAGGAUGAGAACAAAAUUGAAGAAAAGGUCCCGCUUCAGAAAAAAACGUUGACACAAGAAUUUCAGGAGGAAGAGGAAGAGGAAGAGGAAGAGGAAGAGGAAGAGGAAGAGCUUCAUAAUGGAUCCAGCUGUCGGCUAUCGGCAAGCUCGAGCAGCGAUCUUGUUCCUGUGCUGAAGAUGUACGAAGGAAGUCCGUUCUUCCCUUCGAUGAUGGUCAAGGCGAACAAUCUAGAUACCUUCAAGAACAGCCAAUGGAUCUUUGGGAGCUAUGAGAGGCAAACACGUGGAAUGAUUCUCUCGAUCAAACCGUCGGAAGUGUUGGGACCCCACGAGUUCUAUCCUGGAGAUCUCCUGUGUGAGAAAGACAACUCGACUCCGGUGAAUCGUGCCAACCUUUAUGUGGUCAUAUCUGCCGACGAACGAUCCCGGAUGAUGCUCGUUCGGAAGGUGUUGGAGGAAGGGCAGGUUGCCGAGCAGCUCGAUGCCAACAAGAACGACUAUGAAGUGAUGAGUGCGUUUGAUCUUCAGGCUGGAAACAGGCGCAAGCUCUGA